Molecule: messenger RNA, 1730 nt
Organism: Drosophila bipectinata
Lineage: Eukaryota; Metazoa; Arthropoda; Insecta; Diptera; Drosophilidae
Gene: ppk7
Product: pickpocket 7
Biological process (GO): sodium ion transmembrane transport
Cellular component (GO): plasma membrane
Molecular function (GO): ligand-gated sodium channel activity
Source: RefSeq, a predicted model, not a curated record
UCAGUCCGGGAUUAGACAUGAAGCUGGCCUAUUUUCCUCCGGCAAAGCAACCUCCAACGCUUCCGAAACAUCACUUACACAAACUCGUUCAGGCCGGUUGGCAGUUGGCCUUGAGAUUCGGCAAGCGGACCACCAUUCAUGGCCUGGACCGGCUCCUGAGCUCCAGGGCCAGUCGAUGGGAGCGAUUCGUUUGGCUGUGCACCUUUGUGUGUGCCUUCCUGGGAGCAGUCUACGUGUGCCUCAUCCUCUCCGCCCGCUACAACGAUGCCAAUUUCCAGACAGUGGUGGACAGUACCCGAUACCCGGUCUACCGCAUCCCCUUUCCAGUGAUCACCAUUUGCAAUCGGAACAGGCUGAACUGGGAGCGGCUGGACCAGGCCAAGGCGAGGUUUAUGCCGAAUGUCACCGAUACGGAGCAACUGGCUCUAUUCGAACGCAUCACGGGCAGUUACGAUGAUGUAUCCUUCGGGAAUUUCCAGUCCUUCGAGCGGCUGAGGAACCAGCCCACACAGCUGCUGAACUACAUAAACUUCAGCCAGGUGGUGGACUUCAUGACGUGGCGAUGUGAUGAGUUGCUUACGGAGUGCCUUUGGCGUCAUUUUGUCUACAACUGCUGUGACAUUUUCUCCAAGAGGAGGAGCAAGAACGGUCUUUGUUGGGCCUUCAACUCCCUGGAGACGGAGGAGGGUCGACGAAUGCAGCUCCUCGAUCCCUUGUGGCCAUGGCGAACGGGAUCAGCGGGUCCCAUGAGCGGCUUAUCCGUCAGGGUGCUCAUCCAGGCUGCCAAACACUAUCCAGGCCGGCACAACGAGAAGGGCAUCGACGUGAUGGUCACGGAGCCGUUUGUGUGGCACAGCAAUCCCUACUAUAUACCCGCCAAUACGGAGACCACACUGGAGAUCGAACCCAUCAUCUACUUCUACGAUAAUGACACUCGAAGUGUUCGCUCCGAUCAGAGGCAGUGCGUCUUCGAUGACGAACGCAAUAGUGAGGACUUCAGGUCUCUGCAGGGAUAUGUUUAUAUGAUUGAGAAUUGCCAAUCCGAGUGCCAUCAGGAGUACCUAGUGGGAUACUGCAAUUGCACAGUGGACUUGUUUUUUCCACCGGGUCAAUAUCGAUCUUGUAGGGCCUCCGACUUGCUCUGCCUGGCGGAACACACUGACAAGCUCCGCUACUCCCACCAGCCCGGCGAGGUGGCAUAUGUCAAGAAUCACGACGAGGGCAUGGUGUGCAAAUGUUUUAGAAACUGCUACUCCUUGAACUACAUUAACGACGUUAGACCCGCCUUCCUGCCACAGGAUGUUUACGGCAACACCUCGUAUGUGGAUCUGGAUGUUCAUUAUCGUUUCGAGACCAUAAUGGUCUAUCGCACCAGCCUUGUCUUUGGUUGGGUGGACUUGAUGGUUAGCUUUGGUGGAAUUGCUGGACUCUUUCUGGGCUGCUCCCUAAUUAGUGGCAUGGAAUUGGCUUACUUUCUCUGCAUUGAAGUUCCCGCUUGUGGACUUGAUGGGCUGCGUAGGCACUGGCGGGCUCGAAGACAGAUGGAUACGUCUCCCACCACAGUCACGCCAAUAUUAAAUUUCCGUCAAAACACCCCAAGUCAACUGAUGGAGCAUUAUAUUAUGCAGCUUAAGGCCGAGCAGCCGCAGCAAUUAACUCAAAAACAGAAGUUAAACUUUCAAAAAUGGCAACGACUCACUUUUGGCAAUAGACACUUUAUGGACAAGUGA